Molecule: messenger RNA, 444 nt
Organism: Paracoccidioides lutzii Pb01
Exons: 1
Coding region: 1-444 (147 amino acids)
Source: RefSeq, a predicted model, not a curated record
AUGCCGGCACGAAACGGUCGCCGCGCGGGCGUUCUGAAGCGUGGGCAUGAACGAAAUGAUAGUGCACCCCGUCCUGAUCAAAGAUAUCAUUGUCCCGUACAAUUUCUGGAAUUUGGGAAAGGAGAAGCCGUAAUAGAUGCUCGGGAUGAAACUCCCUGUGAUCAACCUGACAAUGCCGACAUAGUCCAACACAUUCCCGAUGCGAGCUACUGUGUGAGAAUGGUUGGAUAUUGUGUGGAAGAUAGAGCUCAGAGUAAGAUAGAAGGUAGCACCGGCCAAGAAACAGCUGAAUGUGAGGACAUCGCUGUGCGUGGCGCUCUCAUAUCGGAUUGCAAUGGCUCUGCAGAUGGCACGGCUGAUAUGGCUGGCGAGGAGGUGAUUUACGGUUUCGUUAUGCACAUAGCCCAACGACUGAAACGACACGGUGAAGGAGCCAGAUGCUGA